UCCUGUAUGACGGGAAAUGAAACUUAAAAGCAGACCCUCAUUCGUUUGCAUAACGACACACCCUUGUCAUAACUUCCUCUAGAACUGUUCUAAAGUAAUCUGUUGAAUCACUCUUACCUUACCUGUACCCUGAGAUCAACAUCACCUAGACAACAUUAGCAGCAUUUACACAACCAUGUGGGCAGAAGAUGACUUCUCUCUUCCCUCUGGGGUAGUGCGACUGGGCCAAUCUGAACCACAAGAUGGCUAUACCUACAUCAUGUACCACGGCACCACUAAGCAGGCCGCAAAUCAAAUCCUGAACACUGGUUUUCGUCAGUCUGCUGGUGGUAUGUUGGGGCGUGGAGUGUACCUCAGCCGAGACCUGCAGAAGGCAAGCAGGUACCCCCUGGAUCAUCCUGAAAAUCAGAGGGUUGUCAUUCGAGUCAAAGUCAAUGUGGGCAAGGUGAAAAGAAUUGACAGUCAGUAUCAUGCUCUGCGGACAACCUGGCAUGAGAACGGUUACGACACCGCCUGGGUUCCUCCUAACUGUGGUAUGGUGAAGAGUGGUCUAGAAGAGGACUGUGUCUGGGAUCCAAACCGCAUCACUGUCUUAGAUUUCAUCCAGCCUAAUCCCUCUGGGGUAGUGCGACUGGGCCAAUCUGAACCACAAGAUGGCAAAACCUACGUCAUGUACCAUGGCACCACUAAGCAGGCGGCAGGGAUAAUUAGGGCCUCUGGUUUUCGUCCGUCUGCUGGUGGUAUGUUGGGGCGUGGAGUGUACCUCAGCCGAGACCUGCAGAAGGCAAGCAGGUACCCCCUGGAGCUUCCUGAAAAUCAGAGGGUUGUCAUUCGAGUCAAAGUCAAUGUGGGCAAGGUGAAAAGAAUUGACAGUCAGUAUCAUGCUCUGCGGACAACCUGGCAUGAGAACGGUUACGACACCGCCUGGGUUCCUCCUAACUGUGGUAUGGUGAAUAGUGGUCUAGAAGAGGACUGUGUCUGGGACCCAAACCGCAUCACUGUCUUAGGUACCAUCCAACCACAAAGGCAGCAGCCCCACAGCAUCUACACAACCAUGUGGGCAGAAGAUGACUUCACUCUUCCCUCUGGGGUAGUGCGACUGGGCCAAUCUGAACCACAAGAUGGCAAAACCUACGUCAUGUACCAUGGCACCACUAAGCAGGCGGCAGGGAAAAUUAGGGCCUCUGGUUUUCGUCCGUCUGCUGGUGGUAUGUUGGGGCGUGGAGUGUACCUCAGCCGAGACCUGCAGAAGGCAAGCAGGUACCCCCUGGAUCAUCCUGAAAAUCAGAGGGUUGUCAUCCGAGUCAAAGUCAAUGUGGGCAAGGUGAAAAGAAUUGACUGUCAGGAUCAUCCUCUGCGGACAACCUGGCAUGAGAACGGUUACGACACCGCCUGGGUUCCUCCUAACUGUGGUAUGGUGAAGAGUGGUCUAGAAGAGGACUGUGUCUGGGACCCAAACCGCAUCACUGUCUUAGGUACCAUCCAGCCUAAAAUGCAACAGCCCCAGUGUCCACAAGAUGGCAAAACCUACGUCAUGUACCAUGGCACCACUAAGCAGGCGGCAGGGAAAAUUAGGGCCUCUGGUUUUCGUCCGUCUGCUGGUGGUAUGUUGGGGCAUGGAGUGUACCUCAGUCGAGACAUGAAGAAGGCAAGCAGGUACCCCCUGGAUCAUCCUGAAAAUCAGAGGGUUGUCAUCCGAGUCAAAGUCAAUGUGGGCAAGGUGAAAAGAAUUGACAGUCAGGAUCAUCCUCUGCGGACAACCUGGCAUGAGAACGGUUACGACACCGCCUGGGUUCCUCCUAACUGUGGUAUGGUGAAGAGUGGUCUAGAAGAGGACUGUGUCUGGGACCCAAACCGCAUCACUGUCUUAGGUACCAUCCAACCACAAAGGCAGCAGCGUCCGCAUCAGGAAUGCAGAACCAUGUGGCCAGAUGAUUACUUAACUUUUCCCAAUUUGGUACUACAAGUGGGCCUACCUGAACCACAAGUUACCGAUAACUACAUCAGGUUUGUAGUUGCCGCUGCCGCCUCUGCGAAGGCACAGGAAAACCUGUUGUCUGGUUUUGACCCUCAUGAUCAUCCUCUGGGGACAUACUGGAAUGACAACCUCUUAGAUUUCAUCUAGCGAAAUAUGCAACAGAUCCAGUGUCAUUCACGCUGGUGAUGAAGGGUGGAUAAUGUGUAACAAUAUGAAGAGAAAAAUACAUUGAAUGUAUUUCAACAGUAUGUCAUUUAGUCUCACUGACUAAAUCAACAGUUGAUUUAACCAAUAAAUUGUUACAACAAUAA
This is a messenger RNA of Oncorhynchus mykiss (rainbow trout), 2289 nucleotides long. The record is from RefSeq and is a predicted model, not a curated record. Lineage: Eukaryota; Metazoa; Chordata; Actinopteri; Salmoniformes; Salmonidae.